Messenger RNA from Ceutorhynchus assimilis (cabbage seed weevil), 3980 nucleotides. The record is from the annotation of a GenBank genome assembly. Lineage: Eukaryota; Metazoa; Arthropoda; Insecta; Coleoptera; Curculionidae.
AGGUGCUCAAAAUUGAUUCAACAAGCAUUCGAUUACAAUGCCGUCUGGGAGUAUCGCGUAAUCUAAGUGCUUUGAGAGCACCCGAGAGCAGGUCCGAUGAUCAAAGUGAAACCGUCUUAAAUAAAUUGUUGGCUACAUCACGUCUUCCCAAUUACACAACGAAAAUUCUCUAUAAAAAAGUCAAAAGUCAAUCCAUUAACCUGCUCAAAAAAAUAUGGUAGGAUAGAGCCGACAUCAUCAGGGUGGCAUAGAGACGCGCAUUGAGGCGCGCACCUCCGCUCUCUUCUAUGCCCAUCGUGUUCCGUCUUCAAAUGGCAUAAAAUAUCAGUGCACGCCAAACCGUUAAAUAGCUGAGACGUGCCGUAUCGGCUCUUUCCGUCACCGCACGUGAUGUUACGACUCCCGAUUCUACACACGACAUGUAAUCGAAAUAUGUAAUAACCAUUCAAAUAUAUCCUAGUGAUGUGACGUCAGAUAAAAUGUUGCAGCUCUUAAUUCUGCUGCUGACGGUUUUGGUAACUUCGGGAACGGAAUGUCCUACGAUGUGCAUUUGUAAGCACUUUCCGCGUGAGAUAGUGCCAAAGAGUUAUCUUUAUUACACGUCCGUGAGGUGCGAAGGGUUUAAUUCGAACGCGACUUUGAACAACUUUACGAGGAUUUUGGAAGUUUCCCGUUUGGAUGGCACGAGUUUCAGUGAGUUGUUUCAAACUUUAUCGGAGAGUGAUUUGCCGGAGUUAAAUAAUUUGGUGUUGACGCAUAGCACUGUAAGUAAUUUGAGUGACUUGCUUUAUUCAGUUGGCAGACAGUUGAAGUUUUUAAAGUUAUCGCACAAUAAUUUGACUGAAAUUCCGGAACUCGGUGAUGAUUUAAGUGUAAUUUCUCUGGAUUUAUCUGCAAAUGAAAUAACGUCACUGCCAUCAUCAUAUCACCCGAUAAGGACUUUGGAGACAUUGAAUUUAAGCGAAAAUUCCAUAAAACAAAUCAAGCCAGAGAGUUUUAAAAAUCUAGAGGCCCUUAAAAUAUUAGACCUAUCAAAAAAUUAUUUAUUUCUAUUGGACAACCAAUCGUUAACUCCACUAGUGUCUUUGCAAUAUUUGAAUUUGAGUCAUAAUAAUUUAAAAAGCUUAAAUGAUAAAUGUUUUUCUAGUCUCUUGAAAUUACAGCAGCUGGACGUGUCCUCUAAUAAUUUAGCCCGAGUGGCCCCAGGCAGUCUGCAAUUACCAAGUUUAGCACGUUUAUUGCUCGCGGGGAAUACGCAACUGGGAGAUUCGAGCGAAGUUCUUGUUCAAAUUGGACAACGAGUGCAUACGGUGGACGUUUCGGAGACGGGACUCAAACAGGUGCCUCCAACGUUAACCCAUUCAAUAAGAAUUUUACAACUUUCAAGAAACUUUAUACAAACAGUAACUUGUGGUGAAUUGGAUGCUUAUCCAUUGUUGCAAUUUUUAGAUUUCACUUCAAACGAUUUAUUUUCUAUUGAAGAAGAUGCAUUGGGACGGUUAGAAGCCCUUUCAGUGCUUUAUUUACCUGACAAUAAACUCGAAACUAUUCCCAAAAGCUUUCCCGAAAAAUUGACUGUGUUACAUUUGCAAGGCAACGCUAUUCGAAAAAUCUCAAAGGACGAUCUUUAUGGAUUGCCAAAUCUAGAAGUUUUACUAUUAAAUGACAAUAAAAUUUUGAUUGUUGAAGCUGGAGCUUUUAGUGAUUUAAAUUCCCUUAUCACUUUGGAUUUAUCACGAAAUCCGAUCAAAGCACUUCCCCCAGGAAGUCUCUCGGGACCCUCAUUUUUACAAUUUUUAAGACUCAGCGGAAUAGAUACAGUUUCACCCGCGGAAGACGUGUCAUUUCCCCUUUCAACUACCGAUCACUUAGUUACUCUGGAUUUAUCCGGAAGCUCAGGAUUAGCGCGUCAAUUUCUCUCAGACACUGCCGCGUUAGCGGCAUCUCGGGAAUUACAAGAGCUCGAUAUUUCCGGUACGGAUCUCGAACUUAUCCGAUCUGAUUUAUUGCAUUUUCUGUCGCAGCUUAGGGUAAUGCACAUAAAAGAUAACCGGCUUAAUUGCAGCAAUUUACUUUGGUUGGCCGUUUGGAUGCGACGCCAAGAUCAACCGGAAUAUCGGUCUAUUAAGUGCGCCAGUCCGCAAGAACUUUGGGGUACGACGCUACUUGAUUUACAAUAUGCCCAAGCAGAAGAAAUCGUAGCGAUAAAACAAAUAAUAAAUCACGAGUCCAACGGAACCAUUAAUCUUGAAACAAAAAAUAUUUCGGCAAUGUGGAAAAGCCAUUCGGUAAGUGAAGCAAAUACAUCUGUCAAUGGUAUUUUUUUUAAUAAACAAAUCGAAACAAAUGACGUUAUUAGUGCGAGUGUUAUGGACAAUAAAACGAAGAACAAAGUAUUAAAACAAACGCUCGAGAAAAAGAUUAAAAGUGACAACAAGGAAUUAGUGUCAAGUGCAGACGUGGGACCCUCAUCUUUAAUUCCGGUGUCUAACGACCGAAAGUAUUUCGUGGAGAGGACAACAGUGCUUUCAAAGGACCGUCAUCAAGAAACAGAUUCCAGCAUCAACAUCACGGAAAAUGACAGAAACUCGGCGGAAAAGCGCCGACUGUUGGGUAAUAAUGGGCCCUCGGGAGUCCUUCAUCAAAGCAAGGCUUCACAUAAUCAGACGCCUAAUGAAAGGAUAUUCAAUGACACGUCUGGUUUAGCCGAAAGCAACAAAAGCGAAUACCGGCUGCCUCCUCCGCAAUUUCAACAGGGCGACGUUAAUAUGACGGAGAAUAUGGCCGAGUGGAACUCUUCAACGGUUAAAACAUCCAUGUACAGAAAUAACGAAAACCCCAACCGACUACUACAUCCAGGUAUGUUAAUCUUGGCCGUAGGCGUCCUCGGUGGUGCAGUAACCCUUGCCACUUUGGCUGUGAGAUUCAACACAAGAAAACGAUGGACAGACCGAAGAGAAUCUUCCGAAGAAAUCCCAGUGACCAGUAUAUCGAGCGUCACCGAGUUGUGGUGACGUAUGCGCGAGCCGGACGAAGAACGCGCUGCUUUGUCUGAAUCUUUCAUGACUUGAAUUGUGUUUUGAUAAUAAUAGAGAGAAAAAAGAAUCAUUUAUUUUCGGCUAAUAGUCUCUUCCUCAAUCCAAAUCGAUUUGGUUUAGCGCCAAAUCUAGAGUCGUAAAGUGUCUAGGAACAUAAAAACAAAUAUCCAGCGGGAGUGGAGCGUUUCUAUUCAGCUUGAACAAUAGGAUUUCGGCGAAAUUAUGAGGCGAUAUGUGUCUGCAAGAGAGAGCGUGAUUUUUGGAAUGACUGAUGAUUUUUUACUAAAUGUAAUAUAACAAAAAAAAAAAUUAAUGUUUUAUAUUUGUAAAAGUACCAUUGUAAGUAAGGAAAUUAGAGAAUAUCUAAGUUUUUUUUUUUGUAAAAAAGCUGUGUUAGAAUAAAGUUUGUUCAUAAAAUAGUAAAAUAUUAAUAACGUUUGUAUGUAAAGAAAAAAAACAUUUGAGCAUGAACCCCCUCGUUAAAAUAUAAUGUACAAGUUUUAUUUGGUUAUCUAGGCCCUUAUUCUGUGAAAAUAUCGUACACGAAAUGUGAUAGAAUUUCAAAUACCAAAAUUAAAAUUCGAAUUAUGAAAACAAGAUUUUUACAGAAUAUAGGGACCAAUUAUUUCUAAAAGAAUGAGCCUUUAAAACAUUUAUUGAAGCAUCAAACAUCCCUUCUUAUCUUAUCUCAGCAGUAAAAUAUUUAGUCUUUAUCGUUAACAGAUUUAUUAUUUCCAGUAACCCUUCCUUUGAAUUUUGCACACAAAAUAAGUAUAAUUAUGUUUAAGCCAGCGAUCUAUUUUGUGUACUCUGAUAAUGUAUGUUACUCGCCAAAACCUGAUAAAUUCCAUUGUGUAAAAUAUUUCCAGAAUAUUGCAUUUUGGACUAGAGCAGUAAAAUUUUUUGGAAAAGCAAAAGAUAAAUAUAUGUAUUUAAAUUUUA